This is a messenger RNA of Anolis sagrei ordinatus, 5875 nucleotides long. RefSeq names its product IQ motif and Sec7 domain ArfGEF 1 (gene IQSEC1). Gene Ontology annotation, molecular function: guanyl-nucleotide exchange factor activity; protein binding. NCBI's taxonomy places the organism in Eukaryota, Metazoa, Chordata, Lepidosauria, Squamata, Anolidae. Gene Ontology annotation, biological process: actin cytoskeleton organization; regulation of ARF protein signal transduction. The record is from RefSeq and is a predicted model, not a curated record.
GUAUGUUGUUUGAAGGCAGCAAGCGCUGGGACACGGAGUCGCGCGCCCGCCCGCCUAUCCGCCCGGCGCUCCGCGGAAGGCAGGCGAGAGGCAAGAAGCAGAAGAGCGGCAGUAAGUGCGACCAGGAGCGAGGCCAGGUUGGCUCUUCUCCUCGUCAGCCCGGGCACCCAACCCCAGCUCCGCCCCGGAGUCUGCGAAGAGGAGGCACUUUCCCAAACUCCGCGGGACCUGCAGCGGGAGAGGAGGGGGCUCGGGAGAAGAAGGGGCUUCCUUGGGUGGCCCUUCCCGCGCCUCCCCUCGCCUGUCCCACCAGCCUUCCUGGGUGGCCCAAAAGAAGGCCAUGGCGUCCCCGCAGAGCCCGGGAGGCGUCGGCGUUCCCUAGCCGGGAAGGAGAAGCAGAGGACGUGCCUCUUCCUCCUCCUCCUCCGGACCCGUGCUUGGCGGGGGGCGACUGGUGGGGCGUCGCGUCCGGGCUGGCGCUGGGGUUGCUCUUCCCCGUCGUCGUCGUCGUCGUCCUCCUCCGCGGCCGAGCUGAGCGCCCCCGCCUGGCCUCCCCCUGGCCCGGGCCGCCGUGGUGGGCGGGCGAGGCGGAGUGGGCCCCGGGUGCCCGCGAGGCUGGCCCGGCCAUGGAGCCCCCGCCGGCGGAGAACCCGAGCAAGGCGGCGGAGUACCUCAAGGAGCUCAACAAGAUCAUCGAGACGCAGCAAGAGCUGCUGGAGAAGCAGAAGCUCCGCAUCGACGAGCUCGAGCAGCAAGUGGCCAAGCUCUACCGCGAGAACGGGCGCCUCCAGGACGAGCACCAGAGGCACCUGGCCACCUGCGCGCUCCUCCUCCUCCAGCAGCACCAGCAGCAGGAGCCACAACAACAGCCACAACAACCGCCACAAGGGACCUUACCCAUGCUCCCGCCGCCGAUGCCUCCGGGGGACAGCCAGGAACACGCCAAGGAUGAAAAGUCUGAAGGUGAAAGUUCAAGAAGCAUCAGGUCUAUAAAUACUCUGCACCAGUUUUGCUGUCCAGCUCCAUUGUACCAUACUCAGCUAACUGUCCCUGCCACACACUCAGAGUACAGGACUUCCUUGGAAACAAGAAGCAGCCUUUCAACUGAUCCACUCAGUGUCGAAGGUGAGGCCCCUGGAAGUGAAACUGGAACCUCAUUGGACAGUCCAUCUACCUAUCAUCAAGGAGCUAUUACACACAGCUCAACUCUAAGCCCAGACCAUUACGACCAUUCUCCUUAUGGCCUGUAUUCUAUCUCCCCUGGGCAGCAAAGACCCCGGAGGCCGAAACUUCAACACUCAACAUCCAUAUUGAGAAAACAAGCGGAAGAAGAAGCUAUUAAAAGAUCAAGGUCCCUUUCAGAGAGCUAUGAACUCUCAUCUGACUUGCAAGAUAAGCAGGUUGAAAUGCUAGAACGGAAAUAUGGAGGCCGUCUCAUAACUAGACAUGCUGCUCGUACUAUACAGACUGCAUUUCGCCAGUAUCAGAUGAACAAAAACUUUGAGCGUCUUAGAAGUUCUAUGUCUGAAAAUCGUAUGUCAAGACGCAUUGUACUGUCCAAUAUGAGAAUGCAGUUUUCGUUUGAAGGACCUGAGAAAGUCCAUAGUUCCUACUUUGAGGGGAAACAAGUUUCUCUUACAAAUGACGGAUCAAAAUUAGGAGCCCUUGUCCAAUCUGAAUGUAGUGAUCUUGGUGAAUCAGCAACAAUGAAAUCUCCAGCAGCAUCCACUGACUUUGCUGAUGCUAUAACAGAACUCGAGGAUGCAUUUUCAAGACAAGUAAAAUCUCUUGCAGAGUCAAUUGAUGAUGCACUAAAUUGUCGUAGCCUACACUCAGAUGAGGUCCAGAUACCAGAUCAAGUAAGGAGUCGUGACCUGGAGCGGGACAGUUGUGGUCAGAGUAAACCAACAAGCCAUAAUGUGGAUCAUAGGAAACUUGAUGAAAUGACUGCAUCUUAUAGUGAUGUUACAUUAUAUAUCGACGAGGAAGAACUAUCCCCACCACUUCCCCAGUCUGUAGAUAGGCCAUCAAGUACAGAAUCUGACCUAAGGCUUCGGUCAAUGAACCCAUCUCAAGAGUACUGGUCUAUGACACACAAGGAUCAUAAAAUGGACACUGACACAAGCUGCAGGAGUACCCCCUCCUUAGAAUCCCAAGAGCAGAGAAUGAGGAUGGAUCACCUGCCUUUGCUAACCAUAGAACCGCCAAGUGACAGUUCAGUGGACUUAAGUGAUCGUUCAGAAAGGGGAUCAUUAAAGAGACAGAAUGCAUAUGACCGAGGAGUUACUAGUCAGCAAGGUAGCCCAAAACACAUUUCACAUGGCAUCCCCACCAAGAUAAUAUCUCGAGAAGACCAGGAGACUAGACAUAGACCAAGACCCAUUGACAGCCACUUAGUCAUUAAUGGCACAGCAAACAGACAAAGCAAAUCUGAGUCUGAUUACUCUGAUGGAGACAAUGACAGCAUCAACAGCACUUCCAAUUCCAAUGACACAAUAAACUGCAGCUCAGAAUCCUCUUCUCGAGACAGUCUAAGGGAACAAACAUUGAGCAAGCAAACAUACCACAAAGAGACUCGGAAUAGCUGGGAUUCACCUGCCUUCAGUAAUGACGUCAUUAGGAAACGUCACUACAGGAUUGGGCUCAACCUUUUCAAUAAAAAACCUGAAAAAGGAGUCCAGUACCUGAUUGAGAGGGGCUUUGUGCCAGAUACACCUGUUGGAGUGGCCCACUUUCUUCUACAGAGAAAAGGGCUCAGCAGACAGAUGAUUGGAGAGUUCCUCGGAAAUCGACAAAAGCAGUUCAACCGAGAUGUAUUAGACUGUGUCGUAGAUGAAAUGGACUUCUCAGCUAUGGAACUGGAUGAAGCACUCAGGAAAUUUCAAGCUCAUAUCCGUGUCCAAGGAGAAGCUCAAAAAGUGGAACGGCUCAUUGAAGCUUUUAGCCAGAGAUACUGCAUCUGCAAUCCAGGCGUUGUGAGGCAAUUCAGAAAUCCUGAUACCAUCUUCAUUCUAGCUUUUGCAAUUAUAUUACUAAAUACAGAUAUGUAUAGUCCAAAUGUGAAACCAGAACGCAAAAUGAAGCUUGAAGAUUUUGUCAAGAAUCUCAGAGGUGUGGAUGACGGCGAAGAUAUCCCACGAGAGAUGCUUAUUGGGAUUUAUGAGAGAAUCCGAAAGCGGGAACUCAAGACAAAUGAGGAUCAUGUGUCACAAGUCCAAAAGGUUGAAAAACUCAUAGUGGGAAAGAAACCAAUUGGAUCUCUCCAUCAUGGACUUGGUUGUGUUCUCUCCCUCCCCCACCGAAGACUUGUUUGCUACUGCAGGCUUUUUGAAGUUCCAGAUCCAAAUAAACCCCAGAAGCUUGGAUUACAUCAGCGAGAAAUAUUUUUAUUUAACGAUCUCCUUGUGGUCACCAAGAUCUUCCAAAAGAAGAAGAACUCGGUCACAUAUAGUUUUCGACAGUCAUUUUCCCUCUAUGGAAUGCAGGUCCUUCUCUUUGAGAACCAGUAUUAUCCAAAUGGCAUACGACUCACAUCAGCUGUUCCAGGAGCAGAUACAAAAGUUCUUAUAAAUUUCAAUGCACCAAAUCCCCAGGAUAGAAAAAAAUUUACAGAUGAUCUGAGGGAGUCUAUUGCAGAAGUCCAAGAAAUGGAAAAGCACAGAAUAGAAUCCGAACUAGAAAAACAGAAAGGUGUGGUGCGGCCAAGCAUGUCUCAGUGCUCUAGCCUCAAGAAGGAGUCUGGCGGUGGAGCUCUGAACAGAGCCUGCCUUGACGACAGUUAUGCCACUGGAGAGGGGCUUAAACGGAGUGCCCUUAGCAGCUCUCUCAGAGACCUCUCGGAAGCAGGCAAGCGUGGGCGACGCAGCAGUGCAGGAUCGCUAGACAGCAAUAUGGAAGGGUCCAUCAUUAGCAGUCCUCAUAUGCGCCGAAGAGCUACAUCAACCCGAGAGUGUCCAUCUCGCCCUCACCAGACUAUGCCUAAUUCUUCCUCACUACUAGGGUCCUUAUUUGGUAGUAAAAGAGGAAAGCCUUCCCAAGGCCACCUAGCACCUGGCCCAUCACAACAAUCUCAGCAACCUCCCAUCAUGUCACAUCAGCAACACUCUCAGCAUUCUUCUGCCAUGCAUCACACGGGGCCGGCUGAGGGGCAGACCCAGGCACAAGUGCACACCCACCAUUCCCAGUACUGCCACUUGCAGAACCCACCCCCGUAUCAUCACCACCACCAUUACCACCCACCCCAGCAUAUCCAGCAUCCCCAUCAGUAUCACCACAUGCCCCACUCGCAGCAUAUAGCUCAUGCCCCCCAUUCCUACAUGCCCCACUCCCACUCACAGCAUUCCCAUGGUCCCCAUCCUUCAUUGCCCUCUCCUCACCCCGCACACUCCUCCCACAUUUCACACCACCACGGACCACCCUUGCCCCCAUCUACUUCAGCCAGUACUAAGUCCAAGCAUAGCGGCAUCAGCACAAUAGUCUAAAACCAAAAUACCCUGCUCGUAAUUGUAGCUCUAGACAUAGGUGUAAAGGCACUUACUGGAAACAGAAAGCAGCCUAUAAAACUGGAGAUAUAUAUAUUUUUAAUCCAAGCCAGAAACAACUUAUUUGACUCCUUUGCCUUAAGGAUUCAAUAGAACUAUUCAUAUUAACCAGAUCCUAUUGUUGAACUCAGUGGUGACCUUCUCCCUCUUUUUUUCCGCCCCAGUAGCCUUGAAAAUAUGCUGCUUGCUGAAAACGUUAAGCUACCUUUUUACAUCCCUAUGACAGUUUUUAAUGCCUAAUGAAAACAUAAUCUGCUCAGAAUAAAAAGAAAAAAGUAGGAAAUAGAACCAAGAGUUGCAUUCUUGCUCCUUAAUUGUCAAUGGGCAAAAAAAGUAGACCUCAUAUGGUUGAUGAAAGUACGUAAGUAAACUUUAUAUAAUAUAAAUAUAUAAAUAUAUAAAUAUAAAUAUAUAUAUAUACACUGUAUAGUUAACAUUUAUGCUUAGAAAAAAACUUUUGCAGUCCACAAAGCUAGCAAUAUAUACGUCACCAGGAAUUCCACUUACUGAUAGAAGGGCAGUAUAAUAGAUGAACAGCGUGAGAAAGUGUAGACCAAAAACUAGAACAAAUCCCAGGCAUUUCAGUAUUCUCAUUAGAAGUUCUCUGGAGUGAGGGAAAAAUCUAAGCAAUCAUUGCAAAAUGUGCCAAGUAACAUAGCAUUUAGCUGAAGUUGUUAAUUAAUGCUUUGUACAAAUUCUUAUUUUAUUAACUUGAUAAUAUACCUAAUCAGUAUUACAACUGCUCUGCUCUUUCAGGUAAGCAAACUCGUUAAAAUGUAGUAACUAUACAGUAGCAACAAGAGGCAACUUUUAUUAUAGGUUGCCUCUACUUUUUGGUUACUCAGAUUCUUAGACACUUUAAAGGCUGUGAUAACUGUGAACUUACACAAUCAACAUUUCUUUUCUAUUCAUAUAUGUUUUAAUAAACACACUUGGAGAUUAAAAUGGAAGAUACUUGCAUAAACAUUCAUCUCAGACCUUAAAAUAGGAAGCAUCCAUCCCUUUCAGCCACAUUGCCUCUUUGCCAUAAAUUCCUUAGGUAAUCUCAAUUAAAAUAGACUGCAGUUCAGACUUUUUUCCAUACGAAAGCAAUCUGAAACUUGAAGGCUUAUUUUAAUAUUGAGUGUAGACUUUUUUAUAACAGUAAUUCCAUGUAGCCAUGUGCUGGCAACAGGAUUUUCUCGCCAUUUUUGUCAUCACAUCUGUUAGUUUUACCCCGCACUCAGCAGGCUGAGUCUAUGCUCAAACUGUCAUAGUCCAGUUAGUCGCAAGACAUCUCGUUAAAUCCCACUGUGCUGUUGUUGCUUAUGUGUUGUAAUGAGUCAUUUGCAAAA